This is a messenger RNA of Stegostoma tigrinum, 2225 nucleotides long. Its product is annotated as C-X-C chemokine receptor type 3-like. Gene Ontology annotation, molecular function: C-X-C chemokine receptor activity. The coding region runs from base 239 to 1390 and encodes 383 amino acids. The transcript is spliced from 3 exons. Gene Ontology annotation, biological process: inflammatory response; G protein-coupled receptor signaling pathway; immune response. The record is from RefSeq and is a predicted model, not a curated record. Gene Ontology annotation, cellular component: membrane. NCBI's taxonomy places the organism in Eukaryota, Metazoa, Chordata, Chondrichthyes, Orectolobiformes, Stegostomatidae.
CUUCGAACCACAGGAGAGGCUACUCAGCCAAUCAGACCGGCUCUGCCAUUUAAUACAAACCGGGCAGGACGACGGGCUUUGUUCUCAUUGACCAACACGUCCCAGACAAACCAUUGAUCGCCCACUGUGACUGAGAUAUUAAAUGAGUGCAAUUUCCUGUCUGCUUCUUUAAAUUUCUGGUCAUCGUAACAAGCAACAGUGUUUAACAGAGCUGGGAAUAUAUCGAUCGGUUACAUCGAUGGAGUAUGUUUUUGACGACAUUGAGUUCGAAAUUAAUUUGAAUGACUUCAAUUUCUCCAGCUUUUUCAUCAACACCAGCUACAAGGAGCUGACCAAUUUCAGUUACGAUCCGUGUGACAGCACCACUGUCUGCCUGAGCCAGCCAUGCAACCCGAGACGCGGCUUGACCUUCAGCCGAGUGUUCAUCCCCACCUUCUACGUCGCCGUCUUCCUGGCAGGCCUGCUGGGCAACGGGCUGGUGGUGGUGGUUCUGGCCAGGAACCUGAAGCGCCUGGCGGCAACGGAGACAUACGUCCUCCACCUCGCUGUAGCCGACCUGCUGCUGGUGGUGGGUUUGCCGUUUUGGGCGGCAGAAGCAGCCAGCGAGUGGGUUUUCGGGAACACCUUCUGCAAGGUCCUGGGGGCCCUGUACAACAUCAGCUUCUACGGCAGCAUCUAUCUUCUGGGCUGCAUCAGUUUCGAUCGUUACCUCUCCAUCGUCCACGCCGUCCAGCUUUACAAAAAGAGGAGGCCCUGGCGGGUCUAUCUCGGUUGCUUGGCUGUGUGGUUCUUCUGCAUCCUGCUAGCCAUCCCAGACUUGCUGUUCCUGCAGUCCAUGAAUGCCAACGGCACCAACAAGUGUGCCCACAAUUACGGGGCGAGUGGGUCCAAGGGGUGGAUCGUGGGCUUGCGCUUCUUCUAUCAUGUCACUGGCUUCCUCCUACCUCUGGGGGUCAUGAGUUACAGCUACCUGAACAUCGGCCUGACUCUCAUGCAGUCUCACAAUGCGCAGCGGCAAAAGGAGAGGCGGACCAUCAAAGUCAUCGCCACCGUGGUCAUUGUCUUCUUCCUGUGCUGGACCCCAUACAACGCGAUGAUGUUCUUGGAGACCCUGCACCGGCUCGGCGCCAUCGGCCGGGACUGCAACUUCGAGGAGCACAUGGACACCGGCUACUCCCUGACGGCCUGCCUGGGCAACCUACAUUGCUGCCUCAACCCCUUCCUGUACGCCUUCGCCGGCGCCAAGUUCCGCAUGAGGAUGUACGAGUGCCUGGAGGCCAUGGGCUGCGCUGCCAGGCGGAGGUGGGCCACCGUUCCGACCAGCCGGCGGCAGCGGCACUCCAUCAUCACCAUCUCGGAGUCUGGAGACACUUCGUACUCUGGCUUCUGAGGGUCCGGCGUUUUUUACGCAGGCCCAGGAGUGGGGAGCUAUACCACUGUCCCACAAGAGGGCCCCCCCUUCUCUCUUUUUCUUUAACCUACUUUCUUCCAUAAUCAACUUGUUCAGUGAUGUUAUUGCCCACUUCCGGAGCAGUUGGGACUUGAACCCAUGCCUCCUGUUCCAAGGGGGUGGGGGGGCAUUACCGCUGUGCCACAAUAGGGCCCGUGCUCUCUUUUUCUUUCUUUUUAACCUAUUUUUCCCAAAUCAACUUGUUCAGAGAUGUUAUUGCCCACCUCUGGAGCAGGAGGGACUUGAACCCAUGACUCCCAAUCCAGGGAUGGACAGACUACCACUGACACACAAGAAGACCCUACCUUUUCUCUUUUUUAUAUCCUAUUUUUCUUAACAGUUUGUGCAGAGACAUUAUUACACACCUCCAGAGCAGCUGGGUGUUGAACCCCGUCUCCCAGGCCAGGGAUGGGGACAUUACCACUUUUCCACAAGAGGACCCCGAGCAGUCAUAAGUUUUUUUUUUCUUUUUAACCUAAUUUUCCAGUCAACCUGUUCAGAGAUGCUAUUACACACCACUGGAACAGGUGUGACUUGAACCCAGGCCUCCUGCUCUCGGGGUAGGGUCAUUACCACAAGAUGGCUCCAACAGCCCUUGGACGAUGGCCUAUUAGUGUGGGAUACUCGGUCGAGGCUCUAGAAGGGCAGUUUGCUACCACCCCUCAAGAGCCAACUAAGGAAUGGCAUUAAACACUGGGACCAGCCAGCAACUGCCAGGUCCCACAAGUGAGACUGUUUCACAAACAGGAGAGAGAGGGUGAAAUAGGGAUUGUGA